Messenger RNA from Aspergillus caelatus, 1581 nucleotides. RefSeq lists its product as uncharacterized. The coding region runs from base 1 to 1581 and encodes 526 amino acids. The transcript has 2 exons. NCBI's taxonomy places the organism in Eukaryota, Fungi, Ascomycota, Eurotiomycetes, Eurotiales, Aspergillaceae. The record is from RefSeq and is a predicted model, not a curated record.
AUGAAUUCCAGUAUCCUCCUGUUUUUAGCUUCCUGGGCGAGCUCGGUGGCUACGAUGCUGUCGGGGUUUAUGUUAACCCUCGCCUCAUUUCCCAUCGCCCGUCGAUUCUUCCAAGAUGUCCAGAGCUCUCGGUUGAAUCGCCUGCCGACCCCAUACCAAUUGGCACUGACCUUGAAGUUUCUGGAUGGAAGCACUCUCGCUGCGAUCUGGGGUUGGGUCGUCUAUCUCUUUUCGUGGAGAAAGAAGCGUGCACCGCUGACACCUCCUUUGACCGCCGCUUCAUCGGUUGCGUUACUUGCAACACUGCUUGGGUUGCUUGUUACCCUAGGGGACACCUGGCUGCACCUGACCACCACCACUGUGGAAUUCACUCAAGUCAAGCCGGUCACCAACCAGACAAACUAUGGUUUUGGACUCAUACCUGAGUGUCUUACGAGCAACAACUCGGUGGCAGCACAGAGCGGAGAGCAAAUUUUAUGCAGCGUUUCACUAGCGGUGACCGGCAGCUUCCUGCGAAAUGGAACGACCUCGCUCGGAGUUCUGAAUGACAUGUCCGACCUGGCGACCGUCUCGACAUAUACUGACCCACAGGCGAACAAGUACACCUUUCUGCAAGCACCAGAAGGGGCAUCACUGUCCAACCGAGACUAUACAGCGAAGACCUACGGAGCGAGGACACAAUGUGAACUGAUCUCGACCAAGUGUAAAUUGAAAAACAACGCUGCGAUCGUCACGUAUAACUGCUCCAGCGACUUCGCCGGGAGUUUCACUCAAACGGGCAUGAAAUCAGCAUUCUUCACCAACGCCAGCAUGGCUGAAGACAUGAGCCAGAGUAUGUACAACACGGGUGUGGGCAACCCAUACUACUUUGCGGCGGCCGACAUCAUGAGUCUGGCUGGUGGAGAAGCACCGAACUCAACCGAGUUUCUCAAGAGUCUUCAUGGCCCAUAUGCAUACAUCCUGGGCUGCAACACGACGAUCUACGACAUUGAGUACGAUCGGGUGAACAACAGCAUCACACGUUUUGUACCCACGAUCAGCAACACCUCUGCCAGCAACGUCUGGCAAACGAGCAUUUCCCACCUGAACAACUGGUAUCCCACAAUCGAGCAGACAGCGGGAGCAGCCAUUUUGAGUGGCUCAGCUCAGGUAUUUGUCGACAAGAUCGCCGAGGCCUUUAGUAAAGUCACUAUCGCCCUAGGGGCCGACGCGGUCGAUGCACGACCAGCAAUCGCGGCACAGGAUCGAGAGUCAUUUCUCGUGGCGCGGCUCCCGAAGGCUCCGCUCAUCACGUUGGUCGUGGUUAGUUUCUUAUACGUGCUCUGUGGUUUGAUUUUCACUGUCCUCGCCAUGGUGGCUGUUCGACAUAAAAUUCCUGAUAUCCAAGCCCGAAUGAGCAUUGCUGGCCUGGUGGCAGAUCGAUUUGGGGAUCCGUCUUCCUGGAGUAAGAACACCAGCGUGGACGAGAUGUUUGAAGAGUAUUCUGGGAAGUCGGAGAAACGCGUUGCUAUUGAAUCCCCGGAUGUUGAUGGGGCGCAUAGAUUCACAACCCGGACAUGGGAAUCGACAGUGGUUCACUAA